Messenger RNA from Aricia agestis (brown argus), 792 nucleotides. It is a transcript of the gene Hey, whose product is annotated as hairy/enhancer-of-split related with YRPW motif protein. The coding region runs from base 1 to 792 and encodes 263 amino acids. Gene Ontology annotation, cellular component: nucleus. The record is from RefSeq and is a predicted model, not a curated record. Gene Ontology annotation, molecular function: protein dimerization activity; RNA polymerase II cis-regulatory region sequence-specific DNA binding; DNA-binding transcription factor activity, RNA polymerase II-specific. Gene Ontology annotation, biological process: regulation of neurogenesis; regulation of transcription by RNA polymerase II; anterior/posterior pattern specification. The transcript has 3 exons. Lineage: Eukaryota; Metazoa; Arthropoda; Insecta; Lepidoptera; Lycaenidae.
AUGGAGUACCACCGCCACAUGGAGCAGCAGCAGCCGGGGCAGCAGUGGGGCUACUGGGGCCCGCAGCCGCCCGCCCCCGCGCCCGCCCCGGCGCCCGCGCCCGUCCUCACGCCCGCCCGCCCUAAGAGGACGCACUCCGAGAGCGAAGACGAUGCUUUCUCGGAGGAAAGCAGCAAGGAUGCGACGUCUCCCGGUGGCUCCUGUCAGCUGUUAACCCGCAAGCGGCGACGCGGGGUCAUCGAGAAGAAGAGGCGCGAUCGCAUCAACAGCUCGUUGACCGAGCUCAAGCGGCUCGUCCCAGCUGCGGCGGAGAAGCAGGGCUCGGCCAAGCUGGAGAAGGCUGAGAUACUGCAGCUUACUGUCGACCAUCUCAAGACGCUGCACGCUAGAGGCGUGGACACGUACGCGUACGACCCGCAGCGGUACGCGAUGGACUACCACGCGAUCGGGUUCCGCGAGUGCGCGGCGGAGGUGGCCCGCUACCUCGUCAGCUGCGAGGGGCUGGACAUCCAGGACCCGCUGCGCCUGCGGCUAAUGUCGCACUUGCAGUGCUUCGCCGCCCAGCGCGAGCUGCACGCCAAGCCGGGCUGGCUGCCAGAGCCACCCGCGCCGCCCGUCGCGCCCGCGCCCGCGCCCGCCGCGCCCUACCCGCAGUACCCCGCGCCCGCGCCUCCCGCGCCCCCCGCCCCUGCGCCCCACUACCCCGCGCCCUACCCCCACCCCCCGCACCACCAGUACUCCCAGAACACCUCCAAACCCUACAGGCCCUGGGGCGCCGAGCUCGCUUACUAG